AUGAACAUCAUCAUCAAACAACAAGGGUUACUCAAAACACCUCUAUCGCUACAGAAAAACAACACUUUCAAACUACUACUAAACAGAAUGGUUCAUCACAAAGUCACUAUUAUUGGCUCAGGUCCAGCUGCUCACACCGCAGCCAUCUACUUGGCCAGGGCCGAGAUCAAACCAACAUUAUACGAAGGUAUGAUGGCUAAUGGUAUUGCUGCAGGUGGUCAGUUAACCACCACUACUGAGAUUGAAAAUUUCCCUGGUUUCCCAGAUGGAUUAACAGGGUCUGAGUUAAUGGAUAGAAUGAGAGCACAAUCUGAAAAAUUUGGUACUGAAAUAAUUACAGAGACCAUUUCCAAAGUGGAUUUAUCUUCUAGACCGUUCAAGAUAUGGACUGAAUUCAAUGAGGAUGAAGAACCUAUUACAACAGACGCUAUCGUCUUGUCCACAGGUGCUUCUGCUAAGAGAUUGCAUUUGCCCGGUGAAGAAACUUAUUGGCAAAAGGGGAUUUCUGCCUGUGCCGUUUGUGACGGUGCUGUGCCCAUCUUUAGAAAUAAACCAUUAGCUGUUAUCGGGGGUGGUGAUUCUGCCUGUGAAGAAGCUCAAUUUUUAACGAAAUAUGGGUCUAAAGUUUAUUUAAUCGUGAGGAAGGAUCAUCUACGUGCGUCUACCAUCAUGCAAAGACGUGCUGAAAAGAAUGAAAAGAUUGAAAUAGUUUACAAUACAGUCACUUUAGAAGCUAAGGGUAAUGAGAAACUAUUGAAUGGCCUAAGAGUUAAGAAUGUUAAGACCAAUGAAGAAUCUGACUUAGAAGUUAGCGGAUUGUUCUAUGCCAUUGGUCAUACCCCUGCAACUAAGAUCGUGGAGGGUCAAGUGGAUCUUGAUGAAUCUGGAUAUAUUAAGACUGUUCCAGGUUCUUCAUUGACUUCAGUUCCAGGUCUCUUUGCUGCUGGUGACGUUCAAGAUUCUAGAUACAGACAAGCUAUCACUUCUGCCGGAUCUGGUUGUAUGGCUGGUUUGGACGCUGAAAGAUACUUGACCGAAUUAGAAUAG
Molecule: messenger RNA, 1047 nt
Organism: Naumovozyma castellii
Lineage: Eukaryota; Fungi; Ascomycota; Saccharomycetes; Saccharomycetales; Saccharomycetaceae
Gene: TRR2
Product: thioredoxin-disulfide reductase TRR2
Exons: 1
Coding region: 1-1047 (348 amino acids)
Source: RefSeq, a predicted model, not a curated record